This is a messenger RNA of Zerene cesonia (dogface butterfly), 630 nucleotides long. Its product is annotated as hepatocyte nuclear factor 3-beta-like. Gene Ontology annotation, molecular function: DNA-binding transcription factor activity; cis-regulatory region sequence-specific DNA binding. The record is from RefSeq and is a predicted model, not a curated record. Gene Ontology annotation, biological process: regulation of DNA-templated transcription. The coding region runs from base 1 to 630 and encodes 209 amino acids. Lineage: Eukaryota; Metazoa; Arthropoda; Insecta; Lepidoptera; Pieridae. The transcript has 4 exons. Gene Ontology annotation, cellular component: nucleus.
AUGGCAAGCAGAACGGUUGGCGAUAAAGCUAAAUGGCGAAGAAGAAAAUCAACAAAAAAUAACGAUGAUGACAACGACUGUGCGAGCCUAGCGUGGCUGUUAAAUUUUAGACUGGAUGAAAUCGUCAAUGUUAAGGUACCAGAUGAAGAGGUUAAGGUUAAUGACAGUCCCCCGGCGGCCAAGAAACCACCGUAUACAUAUCCGGAGUUGAUUGAACGUGCUUUGAGAGAAAAAGGCGAGCUUACAGUCUCCGCAAUUUAUCAAUGGAUUUCAGAUCGUUUUCCAUUCUACAAAGCGAAUGACGAGCGGUGGAAGAAUUCUGUGAGGCACAACCUCUCUAUCAACCCUCACUUUCGUAAAGGUGCAAGGGCAUCUCAGGGUGCUGGUCAUCUUUGGUCACUGGCUGCUAAUGCCAUAGACCUGCUGCCGUUCAGAAAAGAGCAAGAGACUGAAGUGAUCCAUGAGACGCAUGUGAUUGAAUGUCCUAAGGUAAUAGUAUUAGACGAGGCUGCAAUCGCUGCGGCCAGCAUAAUUCCGGAUCAAGACAUAUUCAGUGGAAGUACAAUGUUCCUAAACCCAGUGUCUGCGGAGCAAGUAGUUCGAGAGUGUGGACUGAUCACCAGCCUGUAA